AUGGCGCCGCCACACGAGAAGCCGACCUUCAGAGUCGAGGCCGCGCUACCGGCGCCUGCGAAGUCUUAUUUUUUGGAGCGGGACUCUGCCGCCUUUCGAAGCCUGUUGUCCAAAAUGCUCAAGAUUGGGCAGUUGGAGUUCAACGACCUGUGGCGUGAGGGCACCUCCUCGUACGUGCGCAUGAUCACGAAACCGGAAUUCGGCAGCUGGGUGCCCAAGGGCGUGGCCAACCAGCUGAGCUCUGGCCAGCUGGAGUUCCAUGACAUCAUCGAGUACAACCCAGCCUACAUAGCGUCGCCUCCGUACAAGAUCUUUGUGCGAACAGAGAGCCCCUUCUUGAAGGACAAGCUGGAUGUGCGCAUGACGCUGACCAUUGAGGAGCUGGAUGGCGGUGCCAGCUGCAGACAGGUGCUGGAGGGCCACAUUCGUGUGAGGAUGUUUGGGGUGGGGCGCAUCGUGGAGGGAAUUGUGAAAGAGAGCCUUCAAAACACCUACAAGAAGCUGCCGGAGAUUGUGCGGCGGUGGCAGCUGUUCCGCGAGGAGGCGCUGCAGGCGGGCGAUGGGCGGCAGCUGCUGCUGGGCCGUCCGCCCGUGGGGUGCGAAGUGGGGUGGAUCAGGAAGGAGGUCGUGCAGAUCCUCCAGGAGCCGCUGCCAGAUGACGGCAGUGCCACACCCGUCAGCGCGCUGUGCCCAGUUGCGGGGGCUUCGGAGGCCAGCAAUGACAGCCCCGCUGCCCUGCUGCGGGCGCAGCACCGUCCCCAGCAGCAGCAGAGCAUGGUGGCAGAGGCGGAGGAGGCAGAGGAGAUGGCAGCGGCGAGGGAGCAGCAGACCGCAGCGCAGCAGCAGCAGCAGCUGCAGCAGCAGCAGCAGCAGGGCGAGGUGGAGCCUGCAGGAGCUGAGGAGCUGCUGGGUUUGGGACGGCGCAGCGCGGGCGUGGCGCUGUCGGGCCCCAGCGGCACGCAGUACUACGAUGCUCUCGACGAGCCGUGCGCCGGCGCCGGCAGCGGGCUGGCCGACACGGCAGCGUCGCCUGCCGGCACGCAGCCGCCGGCAAGCGGCACUGCGGAGGAGCCUGGGGAGGGCCCCAGGCACGGCUUGGCGGCGCUUGCAGCGGCAGUGCUGGCGCGUGGCGCGCACCACCGGCGCGGCCUGAGUGCCAGCAGCGCCACCAGCACCGACACGCCCACCACGGGGGAGGAGGGGGCGCCUGGGCGGCAGCAGCCCAUGUCCCGCCGCUUCUGGCGCCGCUUCAACCGCGACUACGGCGAGUGGGAUGCGUACUGGGACACGAUGGGGGUGGAGGCGGAGGAGGUGGAGGGGCAGCCCGCCACGCGGGGCAUCGUGUCUGGCGCGCUUCACGCGGCGGAGGAGAUGCUGAGGAACAGCUACUACUCCACAUCCAUCCUGGUGGCGCUCUUCCUCAUGCGCAACGGCUGGCUGCGGGUGCAGCCAGACAUCAAUGCAGACCCGCAUGACGAGCACACGCGGCAGCACGCCGGCCACCGCCACACCCGCACACACAGCAGCAGCGGCUUGGGCGACGCCAGCCUCCCAGACCUUGGCGGCAGCAGCAGCGAGGCUGAUGCCAGCGGGCGUCCGCUGCCACCGGCCCGCGCCCAGUCGCUCACGCGCGUGGCGCAGGAGGUGCAGAAGCGGCUGGUGUCGGGCUCUCGGGCGGUGGCCAAAGCGCCUGUGCGGGCGGUGGCCAAGGCGGGCUCCUCGAUGCGGCAGGCCAGCCUCAACUGGGGCGACCUCUUUGCCCGCCCGCCGCGGCCCAGCAGCGCCAACGGCAACGACCGCAGCAGCAUCGACGGCAGCGGCAAGGCCGGCGCAGAUGGCAGCGUAGCGGGGCCGCUGCCGCCGCGGCCUCCCAUUGCGGCAGCAGCGCAGGCGGGCGGCAGCGGGGGCAAUGCCAUGCACGGCGGCGGCCGCCACAGGAAGACUGUGAGCCUGGACACGGGCACCGCAGCCGAGGCCCGCCGUGCAGCCGCAGCCGCCAUGGAAGCGCACGAGCAGCUUGCGGUCGGGGCAGGGGCCGGUGGCAUGCCAGCGGGUGUGUCCCCCAGCAAGGCGCUGCAGCGGCGGCCCAGCAACAUGGCGUCGCUGGCCAUGGCAGCCAGCAUGGAGCGAGCAGAGCACCGCGUGCACUCCCAUGGCGGGGGGCGCUGCCGCCUCUCCUGCUUCACCAUCUGCAGCCGCCAGCCCGCGAGAGGCUCCGCGGUCUAUAGGGCCCUCGACGACAGCGACUGCGGUGUGGCGCCUGCCACCGUGGCUGGCGCGGGCGGCGCCAUCAGCCUGGCCAAUGCCAAUGCCGAGCGCGCUCUGCUGCGCAUCAAGCAGAAGCUGGAGGGGGUCGAGGCAGGCAAGGGCGAGGCGCGGGGUAUGGAGGGUCAGGUGCAGCAGCUGCUGCAGGAUGCUCAGGACCGCGACAAGCUCUACCGCAUGUAUGUGGGCUGGCAGGCGUGGUGCUAG
Molecule: messenger RNA, 2472 nt
Organism: Chlorella variabilis
Lineage: Eukaryota; Viridiplantae; Chlorophyta; Trebouxiophyceae; Chlorellales; Chlorellaceae
Exons: 10
Coding region: 1-2472 (823 amino acids)
Biological process (GO): DNA damage response
Molecular function (GO): protein binding; protein serine/threonine kinase activity
Source: RefSeq, a predicted model, not a curated record